Messenger RNA from Chinchilla lanigera (long-tailed chinchilla), 1924 nucleotides. RefSeq names its product ataxin 10 (gene Atxn10). Gene Ontology annotation, cellular component: cytosol. Gene Ontology annotation, biological process: neuron projection development. The record is from RefSeq and is a predicted model, not a curated record. Lineage: Eukaryota; Metazoa; Chordata; Mammalia; Rodentia; Chinchillidae.
UCCUCGCUCCCCGUGAUGACAGCUUCCUGCGGCAUCCGCUCCCUCCCCGGGGGAGCCUCAGUCCCCGGCCCUUCCUUCCUUCAAGGCGACUCUUCAGUUUGUCAGCCCCUCCCCUGGGGCAGCCCCUGUUCUGCGCUCUCCCACCCCCAGCCGGGGCCCCGUCCCCGGGGGGACCCCUUCCCAGGACUGCGGCCCUCCCGCGGCGCCUUCUUCCGGCCCGCCCGCCCCCUGGAGGCGCCCAGUCUCAGCGACCUCCCCGACGCCCCCAGCCUCCCUCUCACCUUCAGGACUUCCGCCAGAAACAGCACCCAGGACGAUCUUCCAGAGAGUCUUGGAUAUCUUGAAGAGAUCUUCUCAUGCUGUUGAGCUGGCCUGCAGGGAUCCGACCCAGGUGGAACAUCUGGCUUCCAGCCUGCAGUUGAUAACGGAGUGCUUCCGGUGUCUCCGGAAUGCUUGUAUAGAGUGCUCUGUGAACCAGAAUUCCAUCAGGAACUUGGAUACGAUUGGUGUUGCUGUUGACCUGAUUCUUCUGUUUCGUGAGCUGCGUGUGGAGCAGGAUGCCCUGUUGACAGCUUUCCGCUGUGGCCUGCAGUUCUUGGGCAACAUCGCCUCACGCAAUGAAGACUCCCAGUCUAUUGUUUGGGUGCACGCUUUCCCAGAACUCUUCAUGUCUUGCUUAAAUCAUCCAGACAAAAAAAUUGUUGCUUACUGCUCAAUGAUCUUGUUUACAUCUCUUAAUCGUGAAAGAAUGAAGGAACUGGAAGAAAACCUUAACAUUGCGAUUAACGUCAUAGAAGCUCACCAAAAGCAGCCAGAAUCAGAAUGGCCGUUCCUGAUUAUUACAGACCACUUUCUGAAAAAUCCGGAAUUGGUGCAAGCCAUGUACGCCAAACUGAGCCAUCAGGAAAGGGUCACACUUUUAGACCUUAUGAUUGCCAAGCUGGUGAGCGAUGAACAGCUGACCAAAGAUGAGAUCUCCAUGUUUCUGCACCACGCCGAGCUGAUCGCAAGCUCCUUUGUGGACCAGUGCAGGUCUGUGCUUAAGCUGACCUCCGAGCAGCACGCUGAGGAUGAGGAAGUGCUGGCCACAAUCAGGCUCCUAGAUGUACUGUGUGAAAUGACAGCCAAUACUGAGUUACUGGGCUAUCUGCAAGUUUUUCCUGGCCUACUGGAAGGAGUGAUUGAUCUUUUGCGAGUGAUUCAUGUAACUGGAAAUGAUACCUCAAACAUCUUCAGUACCUCUGGUUGUGUAAGAGCAGAAGGUGACGUCUCCAAUAUGGCAGAGGGGUUCAAGUCUCAUCUCAUUCGUCUGAUUGGAAAUCUGUGUUACAAGAAUAAAGAGAACCAGGACAAGGUGAACGAGCUGGACGGCAUUCCACUGAUCCUGGACAGCUGCAGCAUCGAUGACAGUAACCCCUUCCUGACCCAGUGGGUGGUGUAUGCCAUCCGCAACCUCACCGAGGACAACAGCCAAAACCAAGAUCUGAUCGCCAAGCUGGAGGAUCAGGGCCUGGCAGAUGCCUCGCUCCUCAAGAAGAUGGGGUUUGAAGUUGAAAAGAGGGGGGAGAAGCUGAUCUUGAAGUCCACUCGUGACCCCCCGCCACGUGAUUGAACUCUCCACCCAAACAUCUGAACUCUCACAAUGUGUUUUGUGGAAUUUUCAUCCUCGCAGUAUACGAAACUGCAGGUGUCUGAAGAUGUCCAAGUCCACCUUUGGGAACCUCUGAAUCCUUUAGGUAAUAGAGCUCAGUGUGUGCGAGCUAUAAGUGAAAGUGCCCAGUUUUGCUUUCUUUGUGUGCAUUCAGUGUAACUGUCUGUGUGCCUUUGUCCCUUGGGUAGCGUAUGCGUUUGCGUUGUAGGCCGUACUUAACUGUGGCAGCAGAUAAUAAAUCUUCUCUCGGGGGUGCAGCCCUCAUUUGUCAAA